This is a messenger RNA of Penaeus monodon (black tiger shrimp), 1026 nucleotides long. RefSeq lists its product as uncharacterized. The record is from RefSeq and is a predicted model, not a curated record. NCBI's taxonomy places the organism in Eukaryota, Metazoa, Arthropoda, Malacostraca, Decapoda, Penaeidae. Bases 1 to 1026 code for a protein of 341 amino acids. The transcript is spliced from 3 exons.
AUGUUUUACCAACAUCUUGUGCAUGAAAUCCAGUCACAACUACAAAAAGUUGGACAACCAGCCCUCAGGGUUCCCCGCUGUUUCUACACUUCUGUAGAAGAAAGCCGAGAAGUUAUUUUCCUUGAAGACCUUUGCCCGAAAGGAUUCAGGAUGUUCGACCGCAAGAAAGGCCUGGACGUCGCCCACACCAAGCUCGUCCUCGAGGAACUGGCCAGACUCCACGCAGCCUCGUGGCUCCUCAAGGACGAGAUUCCUGACCUUGUCGACAAGUACCCAAUCCUCACUUUAGACAUUUUAAACUAUGCUGAUGACGCAAGGGAGACAAUGCAGGGAUUGUUUUGCCGACAGAUGGAUGUAGUCAAGAAUAUGCUAAAUGAAGUUGGUGGCUAUGAAGUGGCGGAGAACUGGCUCGGCAGAAACAAGGAAAGAGUGCUAGAAAUAUUGCACAACAGCCUAAAAAGGGCUCCUCCAUUUGAUGCGUUGUGCCACGGUGACUGCUGGACCAACAACCUGGUUUUUAGAUACAACGAAGCAGACGUUCCUGUGGAAGUAAUGUUACUAGACCUACAAGUGUGUCGUCAGGCAUCCCUUGCCACGGAUCUCAACUACCUCUUCCACACAAGUCUAGAAGGCCAGGUAAGGAAGACAAACCUUCAGACAUUGAUAGACAUCUACUUCUCGGCUUUUCUCAGAGUCACAGAAGCAGGGAAAAGAGCCAUGCCCUUCUCCCGGCAAGAGCUUCGUCAGGAGUACAGGAACCACCUCGAAUUCGGUCUACUAAAUGCAGUGCUGCUGAAUGUCAUGGUUCUCUGCGAAGGGGGUAUUAACAAGGAGGACCAGGAAGGCUUUUCGGAAUCGAUGAGAGAUGCUUUAGAUCAACUCGUAUCGACGUCACCAUUACUGCGUCCCAGAUUCCUUUUAUCAAAGUCCAAAACCUCUAAAAAUGUUCACAAUAAAGGCAUUCAGACUAAUAUGCAACCUUUCAAGUCAAAAAUUAUUCUAAGAGAGACAAGAAAUUAUCCAUAA